AUGGCGCAAAGAAAGGGUGGAGAAGCAGACUCGUACUACAACCAAGUGCCUGGCGGCCAAAGCAACGGUGGUGACGGGCAAUAUGCAACCCCUCCUCCCAUGCAAUAUCCUCCUCAAGCAGCAAACAAUGCAUACCAAAGCAACUCCAACCCCAAAUAUCAGCAGCCUCCACCCAACUAUGGUCAGAACUUCCAAAACUCCGGUUCCCCGUCAAUGGCAGCAGGCGAUGGGAAGCAAACGUUUGAUCAGGUUUUCAAGCUGGACAAACCCAAGUACAAUGACGUUUGGGCCGGAAUACUCCUCAUUUUGACAUUCCUCGGCUUCGCUGCCGUCUCUGGCAUCUCUCUGCAGGGAUAUUCUGCAAACAAGGGCCUUAGUGGAGGUGGCAUCUACAACGCUGGCAACAACUUCUCCCUAAACACCAAUACCAUCGUCCUAUUCGUUUUUGUCCUCGCCGUCGCUUUGGUUCUGUCCUGGACAUACUUCACCCUUGCCCGUGCAUUCACAAAGCAGUUCAUCUGGAUUACUGGUAUCUUAAACAUCCUCUUCGGCAUUGGCACUGCCAUCUACUACUUUGUGCGACACUACUACUCCGCUGCAGUAGUUUUUGCUGUCUUUGGUAUCUUCAGCAUUGUAUGCUUCGUCACGUGGAUCCCGAGAAUUCCUUUUAGUGUGGUCAUGCUUCAGCAGACAAUGGAUGUCGCCAAGUCUUUCGGGCAUGUCUUCCUCGUCAGCGCUAUUGGCGGUAUAGCUUCAGUUGCUUUUGGUGCCUGGUUUUCUCUCACUUUAGUCUCUGUGUACGUGAAAUAUGAACCUUCCGGUGGAGGGUCAAACCCUGCUUGUGCCAGUGGAAGCAGUGCAGGUGGUUGCUCAUCAGCCAAAGUGAUUGGCUUGAUCGUUUUUAUAACCUUCGCCGGAUACUGGAUCACUGAGUGGCUUAAGAAUACAAUCCACUCCAUCGUCGCAGGUAUCUAUGGCAGCUGGUUCUUCUGUGCUGGGAAGCCAGGAGGGAUGCCAAGUGGUGCGACAAGGGGUGCAGCCAAGAGGGCUUUCACAUACUCUUUUGGCAGUAUCAGCUUUGGAUCACUGGUCGUGGCUCUCAUUAAUAUGGUGCGCCAGGCAGUCAGCAUAGCCCAGCAGCAGGAGGCUCAGGGAGGGAAUAUGGCCGCCUCGAUCGCGUUUUGUUGCCUCGGAUGUAUUAUUGGAUUGAUUGAUUGGGCUGUUCAAUUCAUCAAUCGCUAUGCAUUCAUACAUAUCGCCCUUUACGGCAAAGCCUACAUCCCCGCCGCUAAAGACACCUGGACCAUGAUGAAGGACCGUGGAAUCGAUGCUUUGAUCAAUGAUUGCUUAAUUGGACCGGUCCUGACAAUGGGAUCUACGUUCGUGGCUUACACUUGUGCCCUUCUCGCGUAUCUAUACCUGCAGUUCACCAAGCCGGGUUAUAACGACGGCGGAACCUUCACACCAGUGGUAAUGGCUUUCUCAUUCUUGAUAGGACUACAGGUCUGUCAGAUUUUUAUGACGCCCAUUGGAAGUGGUGUGGAUACAAUCUUCGUGGCUGCGGCAUGGGAUCCAGAUGUUUUGAUGAGGGAUCACCCGGACUUGUACCAGAGGAUGGUCAGGGUCUACCCGAAGGUGCAGCAGAUGAUCCAUGCCUGA
Messenger RNA from Letharia columbiana, 1659 nucleotides. RefSeq lists its product as uncharacterized. The transcript is spliced from 9 exons. The record is from RefSeq and is a predicted model, not a curated record. Bases 1 to 1659 code for a protein of 552 amino acids. Gene Ontology annotation, biological process: transmembrane transport. Gene Ontology annotation, molecular function: transmembrane transporter activity. Gene Ontology annotation, cellular component: plasma membrane. Lineage: Eukaryota; Fungi; Ascomycota; Lecanoromycetes; Lecanorales; Parmeliaceae.